AUGACGAAGGCGGAAGACACCCGGCCUCACCUCCCCGGGACCUUCACCUCCCUCGGUCACGCGCCUUUCGUGCAGCCAUCCUCGUACCUUCGCCCUCCAAUGACCUCCUACUCCGAGAGACCAAUCGAUCGGGAAGAGCGACAAGGCCUGCGCGCCAUUCGCAACUUCCUGAAGGUCCGCACGAGUUACGAUGUCCUCCCUCUCAGUUUCCGACUCAUCGUCUUCGACACCUCGCUUUCUGUGAAGGAAAGCUUGAAUAUUCUGAUCCAAAAUGGCAUGUGGUGCUCUCCCACUUCCCCCUCUCCCCGCGACAAUCCCGCUGUGGAGCGCAUCGUUUCAGCCCCGUUGUGGGACUCGAAGGCAUCAAAAUUUGCAGGUCUUCUGACCACCUCCGACUACAUCAACGUCAUCCAAUACUAUUUCCAAAACCCCGCUGCACUCAACCAAAUCGACCAGUUUCGGCUGGAUAGCCUCCGUGAAGUGGAGAAGGCAUUGGGAGUCGCGCCGCCUGAGACCAUCUCCAUCGAUCCCGAACGACCGCUCUACGAAGCUUGCCGCCGGAUGCUCGAGUCCCGUGCGCGUCGUAUUCCGCUCGUCACCAAUGACAGCCAGACCGACCGAUCUCAUGUUCUCAGCGUUAUUACUCAGUACCGUAUCCUGAAGUUUGUCGCCGUGAACGUACCCGAUACUCAGAUGCUGCGUCGCCCUCUGGGCGAGCUCCUGCUUGGGACCUACGAGAACAUCGCGACUGCAUCCAUGGACACUCCCGUCAUUGAUGUAAUUCACAUUCUGGUCGAGCGCAGUAUAUCGAGUGUGCCCAUUCUGAACUCUGAGGGUAUGCGAACCUGCCAACGGGCGCCCCCAUCUCCCUUUUUUGGGAGUUUCUACUACCAUCCACGUCCCCAUGCUAAAUGCCUUUGUCUCAUUUGUCUAGGUGUUGUGUACAAUGUCUUUGAAUCGGUGGAUGUCAUUGCGCUGAUCCGAGGCGGUGUCUAUGAUGAUUUGAGUCUCACGGUGGGAGAGGUGCUGAAGAAGCGCUCGCCAGAAUUCCCCGGUAUUUACACCUGUUCCUUGAAUGACGGUCUGGAUACUAUCUUCGAUACCAUCCGCAAGUCCCGAGUUCACCGUUUAGUUGUGGUGGAUGAGCACUUUAAGCUCAAGGGUGUGCUGACCCUGAGUGAUAUUCUCCACUACAUUCUCCUGGAAGGAGAAAAUGACGAAGUAUGA
Messenger RNA from Penicillium macrosclerotiorum, 1227 nucleotides. It is a transcript of the gene snf4, whose product is annotated as AMP-activated serine/threonine-protein kinase regulatory subunit SNF4. The transcript has 5 exons. Bases 1 to 1227 code for a protein of 408 amino acids. NCBI's taxonomy places the organism in Eukaryota, Fungi, Ascomycota, Eurotiomycetes, Eurotiales, Aspergillaceae. The record is from RefSeq and is a predicted model, not a curated record.